UAUCUGAUCAGGAUCUAUUUUUUAUGGAAACAAAUGAGUGGAACAAUGAUAAGAGGAGCCACUUCAUCACCAGACUUGCUGAAGCUGUGAAGGGGAUGACGGAAGAAUAUGCCACCACUCACAAUCAGACCAUCAGCCAUAUUUUUAACUGUUGCAAGGCCAUCAGACGCCUGUCAGAGAAGAAGUGUGAUAUCGACACGAACCCUUACCCCCAGAACAUGUUUGAGCAGAUCUUUGAGAUCUACUCCAUCAUCAGCAUCCUGCUGGUUUCGGAUGAACCCCUGACAGUUCAAUAUGAUUCAGGCACCAUCUACCAGAUCAGGCUCACACCAGAAAAAAUGGGCAAUGCAGAGUUUACCUCUGAGCCCAAUGGGCCGUCUGUUAUACUCCCUUCGUUCUCAGAAUUGCAAUCUCACAUCGGACAGUUCUCCAAGGUCAUCGCCCAGUUGGGCUUCUUCAACAAGCUACCCCACCAGACCAACGAGACCAUCGUGAAUAACGUAUGCAGCUUCUCACUGUCCGAGGGGCUGACACCAAUCCACCUGGGCAACCUGUCAGAAAUGAUACAGAUCUUCAUCCCCAACAACGCUUCAGGACUUCAGAAUGAAACUGUUGAGAUGAAGAACAGCACGGUUGUCUUGACCUCAUUCAAUGUCACCGACACCAACGCCACCAUUGUCUUCAAUGUUCAGCCAAGCGGCAACGUUUCAUUGUUGCUGCUCCUGGCUGCAGGGAGUCCUCCAAACGCUACCAAUGCCAGCAUUAGCGUCAUCUUAAACCAAUCAGAUGGGUAUCGCUGGCUGUUGACGCCCGACAUGUUAGAAGAGACGGGGGGUGUGUGGUUCCUCAAGGUGGUCCUCUUCAACGCCAGCGACGAUGAGCGCCUGAACGUACAAUUCGUCUCCUUCAUCACCAAGUGCAUGUUCUGGGACGCGCUGCGGGAGGAGUGGAGCACCGAGGGCUGCCAGGUGGGACUGCAGAGCACCCCGUGGCUCACUCAGUGUCUGUGUAACCACCUCACCCUGUUUGGGAACUCCUUCUUCGUCAUGCCCAACGCCCUGGACCUGUCCGAGACGGCCAGUCUGUUCCAGACCAUAACGGAGAACUACGUGGUUCUGGCGCUGCUCUGUGCCUUCUUUGGCCUCUACCUGGCCACCGUGCUCUGGGCCUGGUACUCGGACCGCAGAGCCCUCGUCAGGAGGAAGAUCACUGUCUUAGAGGACAACCAUCCAUGUGCCUCCUACAACUACCUGCUGAGUGUGCAUACGGGCCAACGCAAGAACGCUGGCACCUCCUCCAACGUGACGGUGCGCCUCAUAGGCGCCGACUCAGAGAGCGAGACGCAGAACCUGGUGGACCCAGACAAGCCGGUCUUUGAGAGAGGAGCGGUGGACAUGUUCCUGCUCUCAACCCCCUUCCCCCUGGGCGAACUACGCAACCUCCGCCUCCAGCACGACAGCUCCGGAGGACACCCCUCCUGGUACAUCAACAAGGUGAUGGUGCAGGACAUGCAGUCACGCCAGGUUUGUCAGUUUCUGUGUGACUGCUGGCUGAGCUCUGAACGUGGCGACGGCACCACCAAGAAGGUUUUCAACGCUGCCAAGAACAACGAGAUUGCCAGCUUCAGGAACAUUUUCCACAACCGGACCUCCACGGGCUUCAGGGACGAACACAUCUGGGUGUCCAUCGUGGACCCCCCCUGGCGCAGUCCCUUCACCCGCGCACAGAGAGUGUCCUGCUGCAUGAGCCUGCUGCUGUGCACCAUGGCAAUCAACAUCGCCUUCUGGAACAUUCCUGCAGACCCCAACUCCCCCGUUCUCUUCUCCUUCGGCUCCCUGCACAUUACGUGGCAGGAGAUCAUGGUGGGCGUGCAGAGUGGUCUCCUCAUGUUCCCCAUCAACAUCCUCAUCAUUACCAUAUUCAGGAGCAUCAAGCCCCGUCUCUCCAUCGGAGAGAAGAAGAAAAACAAGCAGGAAAUACAACCGCCGACCGUUACCAUACCCCUAGUGCUGCAGGAAACAGAGAAGGUGGUGAUGUCAUUGUGUCAGAGCCCCAAGAACAAUGUGUGCUAUCUGGAAGAGAGACUGGAGUCCACCUACCAACUGCCCCUGGCCCUCGACAAGAUCCACCAGGUCCUGCUGCUCAUGCAAGGAGAGGGUGAAAGCACCCCCCACUGGGUGUUCUGCAGCCGCUACCUCCUGCUGUGCCUGGCCCACCUCUUGCAGUGUCUGGAGAAGUUGGACGUGAAGAACUUCCACAGCCCUGCCGACUCCCAGCAGCUCUUCGACAUCACUAACCAGCUGCUGCGCAAGGCAGAGAUGGUCUACACCUGCCACAAGGCAGCUUGCCCCACUCCAGUGAAUAGAAAAAAGAAAAAGAUCUCUGGCGGAUGCUCGCUGCCCUGGUGGUUCGUCUUCAUCGCCUGGUUCCUUCUGCUCUCCAUCAGCGGCAUUUCCACCUUCUUCACCCUCCUCUAUGGACUCAAAUACGGCAAAGAGAAGUCCAUCCAGUGGGUCAUCUCCCUGGGCCUGUCACUCUUCCAGAGCAUCUUUAUCCUGCAGCCCUUGAAGGUGAUCGGUGUGGCUGUGUUCUUCGCUCUGUUACUGAGGCCCGUCGCUGUUGAGGAGACGGAGGAGGUAGAGACAGUGAUUUUCGAGCAACAAGACAGGUGCAGGCGGUACACUGGCAGACAGGGGGACUGAAGACACACACACACACACACACACACACACACACACACACACACACACACAGAUGUUAUUUAGGAAAAUAUGAAUAUCUGAUGAGAUGACUUGUGGAUUAACUGUGGUUUUGGCUGCUAAAUCUGAGGUUUAGAGAGUAGAUGAUUUAAUAUGAUUGGUAAUGUGUUAGUAGAUGAAAGGUCGUUUUGCUGCUGCUAAUUCAUUUCAAAUAUAGUUUUUUUGAUCUAAAUAUGAAUUGAACAUAAUAAAUUAGAUAUGAUUUGCUAAGCAAUGUGUGAGAUUUUAACACCUACUCCUUACUGCAUACAAUUUGACGUGUUAGAUAUAUUGCAAGAUAUACUUUUAAGUAUUGCAAGAAAUUAUGAGGAGCUCGGAUUUAGACAAAUUAUAGCACAUUUCUUAAUUAAAUAUUCCUUGCCAGAAAGUUAGUUUUUGUCUUUCAGUUUAAGUUAACAUGUUUCAACCUAGUUUUUAAUGAUUUUAAUGACACUGGCUAUUCCUUAAACUUAUUUUUUUGUUCAGAAAACUAUCAAGUAUAUGGUAGGCAACAUGAGCUCUGCAAUAUGUUAAUAAAGUCAACAUAGGAUAUAU
Gadus macrocephalus (Pacific cod) is the source of this 3293-nucleotide messenger RNA. RefSeq names its product polycystic kidney disease 1-like 3 (gene pkd1l3). Gene Ontology annotation, biological process: detection of mechanical stimulus. The record is from RefSeq and is a predicted model, not a curated record. Lineage: Eukaryota; Metazoa; Chordata; Actinopteri; Gadiformes; Gadidae. The transcript has 18 exons. Gene Ontology annotation, molecular function: protein binding; calcium channel activity. The coding region runs from base 24 to 2702 and encodes 892 amino acids. Gene Ontology annotation, cellular component: membrane.